Messenger RNA from Schistocerca serialis cubense, 4965 nucleotides. RefSeq lists its product as uncharacterized. Lineage: Eukaryota; Metazoa; Arthropoda; Insecta; Orthoptera; Acrididae. The transcript is spliced from 27 exons. Gene Ontology annotation, biological process: carbohydrate metabolic process. Bases 7 to 4965 code for a protein of 1652 amino acids. The record is from RefSeq and is a predicted model, not a curated record.
CCUGCCAUGGCCGCCCCCAGCACCGCGCUCCUCUUCCUCCUACUGGCGGCCGCCGCCGCGUCGGCGGCGGAGCAGCAGCUGGCGUGGUGGCAGUCCGGCGUCGUCUACCAGAUCUACCCCAAGUCCUUCAAGGACAGCGAUGGCGACGGAGUCGGCGACCUCAACGGUAUCAUCGAGAAGCUCGAAUACCUCAAGGACCUCGGCGUGGCAGCGAUAUGGCUGUCCCCUAUCUACAAAUCGCCCAUGGCGGACAACGGCUACGACAUCGCAGAUUUCAGAGAGAUAGACCCAAUGUUCGGCACUAUGGAAGACUUUGACAGAUUACUGGCUGAGGCUCACAGCAGAGGUAUCCUAGUGAUUCUAGACUUCGUUCCGAACCACACCAGUGACGAGCACGAGUGGUUCGUAGCUUCGAGCGAUCCAACACACGAGAACCACGAAGUCUACAGAGACUAUUACGUGUGGCUUGAUGGCAAGGGCAACGGAUCGUUGCCAAAUAACUGGAAAAAUAUGUUCGACGAGGGAAGCGCUUGGAAGUGGAGCCCGACGAGAGAGAUGUACUACUUGCACCAGUUCCACGAGAAGCAGCCAGAUCUGGACUACAGGAACCCAAAUGUCCUCAGCGCCAUGCAGGAGGAGAUGAAGUUCUGGCUGGACAAGGGGGUGGACGGUUUCCGCAUGGACGCUGUGAUGUGUCUGGUGGAGGCUGAGGGUUUUCCUGACGCCGUGGAGGGCCAACCUACACCCAUGCAGCACCAGGACGAGACGUACGUCGUCAUACAAGAAUUCAGGAAACUCAUGGACAAUUACAGAAACACGGUGAUGAUGACUGAAGCGUACGGCACUGUGGAGCAGGUUGUGGGUUACUAUGGCAACGCCACAAAUCCUGGCGCGCACUUCUCCUUCAACUUCCUGCUCAUCACCGACCUCAACAGCACAUCCACUGCAGAAGACUUUGUCAACGUCAUCGGAAACUGGAUCGACGUGAUCAACACACGGGAACUCUGGUCCAACUGGGUGAUCGGCAACCACGACCAGCACCGCGUGGCCAGCCGGUACAGCCCAGAGCUGGUGGACGGAAUGAACAUGCUGGUGACACUGCUGCCGGGAACCGCCGUCACCUACAAUGGAGAGGAGAUCGGCAUGGAGGACAACUACAACAUCACGUGCGAGGUGGCCCACGACCCUCAAGGCUGCCACGAUGGCGUCACUCUCGGGAACUCCAGAGACCCAGAGAGGACGCCCUUCCAGUGGGAUAACACUGCAAACGCUGGCUUCAGCAACACCACUGACGCGACUUGGCUGCCCGUCAACGAGAACUACGAGACUCUGAACGCCGCGGCCCAGGAGGCGGACGACCGCAGCCACCUCAAGACGUACCGCCAGCUGGUGCAGCUGCGCGCCGACCCAGCCGUCCAGACCGGCGACACAAAGGUCAACAGCUCAGGCAACGUGCUUGCCUUCUACAGGUCAGUGAACGACAUGGCAUCUGUAGUUGUGCUGGUGAAUGUGGGAACUGAGGAGGAAACCGUGGACUUGGUAGACACGCUGCCUAUCGUUACCGAGGAAGACGUGCUGGAAGUGUACGCCAGAAGCCUUGAGUCCCUAAAGGAAGAAGGGGAGGUGCUGGAGGCGAGGGAAGUGACGCUGUCGGGGCAGGAGGCGGUGGUGCUGCGCCGCAAGCAAGAGCAGACUGCCGCCGCCUCCAGACCUCUGUCUGCAGCGGCGGUGCUGCUCACCAUCGCGGCUCUGAUGUGGGCUGGUGGGGUCAACCGGUUUUGUAUCACUGGCCCGCGUCAACAAGCCGCCAUUCGUCGCUUCGUUGCGAGAUACCGAGGAAGGGGAGCAAACGCGGCUGUCCUGACUGAACAAUACGCUAUGAGGAUGUCUCAUCUCUCUCUGAUCGCAGUUCUGCUGGCUGUUACCAGUCCAGUGCUGUGUCUCGAGUGGUGGAAAACUGCAAUAAUCUAUCAGAUAUACCCCAAGUCUUUCAAGGAUUCUGAUGGCGAUGGCGUCGGCGACCUUUGUGGUAUAAUCGAGAAACUGGACUACCUGAGAGAUCUUGGAGUGUCAGCGAUAUGGAUGUCUCCUAUCUUCAGGUCGCCGAUGGCUGACAAUGGUUACGACAUCUCAGAUUUCAGGGACAUCGAUCCUACUUUUGGAACCAUGGCUGACUUCGAUGAACUUCUGGCAACAGCACACAACAAAAACAUCAGAGUAAUACUCGACUUCGUGCCCAACCACAGCAGCGAUGAACACGAAUGGUUCAUUGCUUCCAGUGACCCUACGCACGAAAACUACACGAAGUAUAAGGACUACUACGUAUGGCUGAAUGGGACGUACGGUACGCCGCCAAACCACUGGGUGAGUUCAGAACAGAGUUUACCCUCUGCCUGGGAGUGGAUCGAGGCCCGCCAGCAGUACUACCUGCACCAGUUCCUCCACAAGCAGCCCGACCUCAACUACAGGAACCCCGUCGUUCUCGAGGAGAUGAAGAAUGUUUUGAGGUUCUGGUUGGAUAAAGGAGUUGAUGGUUUUCGUAUGGAUGCCGUUAGCUGCAUUGUGGAAGCAGAAGGCUUCCCAGAUUUUGUAGACGGCCAACCUAACCCCAUGCAGCAUCAACCGGAAACAUACGCAGUAAUCGAGGAAUUCCGCACCGUGUUGGACGAAUACCAAGAAAAGGUGAUGAUGACGGAGGCGUACGGAUCGCUGGACCAGGUGCUGGGUUACUACGGCAACGCCACCAACCCUGGCGCGCAUUUCUCCUUCAACUUCCUGCUCAUCACCGACCUCAACGGUGACUCCAGCGCAGAGGACUUCGUCCGCAUCGUCGGCGACUGGAUCAACGUCGUCAAUGAAAACGGAGUUUGGUCCAACUGGGUGAUCGGCAACCACGACCAGCACCGCGUGGCCAGCCGGUACAGCCCAGAGCUGGUGGACGGAAUGAACAUGCUGGUGACACUGCUGCCGGGAACCGCCGUCACCUACAACGGAGAAGAGAUCGGCAUGGAGGACAACUACAACAUGACGUGCGAGGUGGCUCAGGACCCACAAGGCUGCGCAGAUAACGUCACUCUGGGAAGUUCCAGGGACCCACAGAGGACGCCGUUCCAGUGGGACGACUCCAAGAAUGCAGGCUUCAGCACGGCGGACGUGACGUGGCUGCCUGUAAACCCCAACUACCCGACACUGAACGCCGCACUCCAGGACUCGGUGGACGGCCGCAGCCACAUCAAGACGUACCGCCUGCUGGCCCAGCUGCGGCUGGACGAGUCCCUCCAUAACAGCAACGCCACCGUCACCAGCACGGGAAGCGUCUUCCUCUUCAGCAGGGGGCAGACGCAGAACGACGCUACAGUUGUGGCGAUGAACGUGGGGUCUGAGGAAGAGACGGUGGACAUCAUUGCCUCUCUGCCGAACGUCGACCUACCUACAACUCUCGUGGUGUACGCGUCCAGUGUAAACAGCGAAUUGGAUGAAGGGAUGUCGCAUCUCUCGCUGAUCGUAGUUGUGCUCGCUGUCGCCUGCCCAGUGCUGUGUCUCGAAUGGUGGAAGACCGCAAUAAUCUACCAGAUAUACCCCAAGUCUUUCAAGGAUUCUGAUGGCGAUGGUAUCGGCGACCUUCGUGGUAUAAUCGAGAAACUGGACUACCUGAAUGAUCUUGGAGUGUCGGCGAUAUGGAUAUCUCCUAUCUUCAGGUCGCCGAUGGCUGACAACGGCUACGACGUCUCGGAUUACCGGGACAUCGAUCCAAUUUUCGGAACUAUGGAUGACUUCGACGAACUUCUGGAAACAGCGCACAGUAAAGGCAUCAGAGUACUCCUCGACUAUGUGCCCAACCAUACUAGCGAUGAGCACGAAUGGUUUAUCGCUUCCAGCGACCCUACGCACGAAAACUUCACGAGGUAUAAGGACUACUACGUAUGGGUGAACGGGACUGCAGAUUCGCUGCCAAAUAACUGGCCCGGUGGUUUCAACGAGCCUUCUGCAUGGCAGUGGAACGAGGCCCGCCAGCAGUACUACCUGCACCAGUUUCAUUACAAGCAACCCGACCUCAACUACAGGAACCCUGUCGUUUUGGAGGAGAUGAAGAAUGUUUUGAGGUUCUGGUUGGAUAAAGGAGUGGAUGGCUUUCGUAUGGAUGCCGUUAUCUGCCUUGUGGAAGCGGAAGGUUUCCCAAAUAUUACAAACGGCGAACCUAACCCCAUGUUGCAUCAACCGGAAACAUACGUAGUGGUCGAGGAAUUCCGCACAGUGCUGGACGAGUACGAAGAAAAGGUGAUGGUGACGGAAGCGGGAGGAACGCUGGAUGAGGUGCUGGGUUACUAUGGCAACGCCACCAACCCCGGUGCGCACUUGUCCUUCAACUUCCUGCUUAUCACCGACCUCAACGGUCGCUCCACAGCAGAGGAGUUCGUCCGCGUCGUCAGUGAAUGGAACGAUAUUGCCAAUGAACGUGGUAUCUGGUCCAACUGGGUGCUUGGCAACCACGACCAGCACCGCGUGGCCAACCGCUACAGCCCAGAGCUGGUGGACGGGAUGAACAUGCUGGUGACACUGCUGCCGGGAACCGCCGUCACCUACAACGGAGAAGAGAUCGGCAUGGAGGACAACUACAACAUGACGUGCGAGGUGGCUCAGGACCCACAGGGCUGCGCAGAUAACGUCACACUGGGAAAUUCGAGGGACCCAGAGAGGACGCCAUUCCAGUGGGAUGACUCUAAGAAUGCAGGCUUCAGCACGGCGGACGAGACAUGGCUGCCCGUCAAUCCCAACUACCUGACUCUGAACGCGGCGCGGCAGAAAUCCGCGGCUGGCCGCAGCCACCUCAAGACGUACCGCCUGCUGGCACAACUACGGCGGGACGAUGAGUCCAUCCACAACAGAAAUGUCUCCGUCGCCAGCACCGGCAGUGUCUUCCUUUUCAGCAGGUACGUAGGCCCAGGUGGCAGUAGGUCUCACUAG